AUGCCUACAAAUAAGGCGACCUCCCUAGCCUACGUCGAUACAGUCUACUCUGCCGACUCUAUCGAAUUCUGCCCGUUUCAAGGCUUUCAAGACUUGUUUGUAUGCGGCACUUAUCAAAUAAUCAAACCCGAGGAGUUAGAACAGCCUAAAGCGUCAGAAGAAAACAAGGACGAGGAGGAGAGCGAUAGCGAUGAGGAAGAGUUUGUACCGCAAUCGACACAGCGAAAGGGGCGACUGCUAUUGUUCCAGAUCGAUCAGGAUUGUCAACCCAAUGAGCUUCAAAGAAUAGAGACACCAGCCAUCCUCGAUUCAAAAUGGUCCCCUCAUGUGCGGACUGGCGGCGGACCCAGAUUGGCUGUUGCGGAUGCCAAAGGGCAUAUCGCCUUAUACGAGCUCAACCCUGACACUAAACGACUGGAGGAAGUGCAGACGAUUGAUGUCGAAGAUGAGACCCGACUUUGUCUUUCGCUCGACUUUUCGUACCGUCUCGAGCCAUCUGUAGAGCCGUCCAUCAUUGCUUCCAUCUCGAACGGCUCACUCUCACAUCUCACGCCUACGCCUACAGGCUAUGAAGUCUCUUCCUCAUGGCAUGCCCACGAUUUUGAACCUUGGAUCACCGCUUUCGACCUCCAAGAUGUCAACACCGUAUGGUCAGGUGGAGACGACUGCAAGCUUAAACGCUGGGACCUUCGCGAACCCUUCAUGCCGUCCAUGGUCAACAAGAACUUUGAUGGCGGCGUGACCACCAUCACUCCAUCUCCAUACACACCGAAUCUCCUCGCCAUCGGCUCGUACGACGAGUCUCUCCGCCUCUUUGACACCCGUUCCCCGCGCACGCCAUUGCUCACGCUGCCGAUGGGGGGUGGGAUCUGGCGGGUUCGGUGGCAUCCGCUCCUCGAGAGAAGGGGAGACUUGCUGGUGGCUAGCAUGCAUGAUGGGUUCAAGGUCGUGAGACUGUCGGAACAGAUGGUCGGGGGUGAUUGGGGAGCCCUCAGUGAUGAUGAUGGGAGUGUCAUCAAGACAUUCGAGGCGCACGAGAGUUUGGCGUAUGGGGCCGAUUGGAGCAGGUUGCCUCUAGAAAAUGAGGAGAGUGCUAUAGCGACGUGUUCGUUCUACGAUCAUGCUAUGCAUCUGUGGAGAGGGUGA
Cryptococcus amylolentus CBS 6039 is the source of this 1146-nucleotide messenger RNA. RefSeq lists its product as hypothetical. Gene Ontology annotation, molecular function: protein binding. The record is from RefSeq and is a predicted model, not a curated record. Bases 1 to 1146 code for a protein of 381 amino acids. The transcript has 5 exons. Lineage: Eukaryota; Fungi; Basidiomycota; Tremellomycetes; Tremellales; Cryptococcaceae.